AUGGAUCGACGACAACCACAGUACGGGAACGACACCCCGGGGACCCCAUCAGUACUGGGGUCCGUAAACCUUCUGGGAACAACACCCCGUAAGUACCGCAGAGACGUACUCGACCCGGACGACCGUACCCCCGAGGGCUCGGACGACUCACCACGGUACCGCUGGAACAACUCCUCCCUGGACGCCGACUCGUGGACGACUAAGAACAUGGGUAUGUCCCCUUCAAGAAUCCCUCAGACACAAGGAAUGAUGGGUAGUCAUGCUAAUAACAUAGUUUCUCAGCCGGCCAAUCAGGGCCAGUUCCUGCCGCAGGGCCAGUUCACUGCUGCUACAGGAGGAGCAAUGAAUGUGAAUGUUAACCUCGGCCAGCCCAUAACACAGUCUGCUGUCAAACAGCCACAGAACCCUAACCUCCCCCUGAACGCACUGGGACCCAACGGCUCCAAGCUGCCCCGCAGCCCUGCAGCCCCGGCCUCGCUGGGCCCCACCCCCCCACCCAAUGCCUCUGCUGGCCUGCAGCCCCAUCAGCUGCAGCAGCACCAUGCUUCAUCACAGGCACAGGCCCCACCGCAGCCCACUACCCCUACCUCCACCGGAGGACCCUCCUCCACCCCAACACACAUGCCCAGUAGCCUCCCUGGCCCCCCCUCAGCCAUGGGCACACCGGACCCCUCCCAGCCACUCACGCCCCUGCAACCACAGACAGACCCCCCCAGUCAGAUGCAGCAGCCCACUUCAGUGCAGGCCCAGCACCCCAGCACACCGUUGUCCCAGGCAGCAGCGAGUAUAGAUAACAGGGUGCCCACCCCAGCCUCUGUGGCGGAGCUGAGCUCCCAGCAGGCUCUGCCAGACAUGAACAGCACUGAAGCCAAACCUGAAGUCAAAGACGAAGAAGAGGACAGCGGGUCUGGAAAGAAGCAGCAAGAUAUAAAAAUGGAGCCGGAUGAUGAAACCAAACCCUUAGUGAAGAAGGAGGAGCCCGAUGCAACAGAGCCAAAGCAGGAACCGAUGGAAACUGAGGACAAGAAGCCUGAGAUAAAGACAGAACCCAAAGAAGAGGAGGAGGGCGGGGCCAACGGCACAUCUGCCUCCUCCAGCCCUCAGAGCCGCAAGAAAAUUUUCAAGCCAGAGGAGCUGAGGCAAGCCCUGAUGCCAACACUUGAGGCCCUCUACAGGCAAGACCCAGAGUCACUGCCCUUCAGACAGCCUGUAGACCCCAUGCAGCUAGGCAUCCCUGACUACUUUGACAUUGUGAAGACUCCCAUUGACUUAUCCACCAUCAAGCGCAAGUUGGACACGGGUCAGUACCAGGAGCCGUGGCAGUAUGUGGACGAUGUGUGGCUCAUGUUCAACAACGCCUGGCUGUACAACCGCAAAACAUCCCGUGUCUACAAAUACUGCUCUAAACUGUCAGAGGUGUUUGAAGCAGAGAUUGAUCCCGUCAUGCAGGGCCUGGGUUACUGCUGCGGCAGGAAGGGUCUCCAAAUGCCUGGGGUCAUGACUACCCAGGGGCCCUCACAGCAAGGCAUGACACCACAGCAGCUAGGUAUGCCACGUGGGAUACCUGGAAACAUUGCUCCGAGUGCCCUGCAAGAAUUACUGCGCACCCUUAAAUCUCCCAGCUCCCCGCAGCAGCAACAGCAGGUCCUUAACAUCCUCAAGUCCAACCCCCACCUCAUGGCUGCCUUCAUUAAACAGAGGACAGCGAAGUACCAGGCCACGCAGCCGCAGCAGCAGCAGGCAGGAAUGCAGGCCAUGGCAGCCAUGGCAAACCAGGUGCAGAGGCCAGUGAUGGCACCUCAGCAGCAGCAGCAGCCUCCUCCGCAGGCAGGGCCCCAGGGUAUGGCAACCAUGGGCCCCCAAGGCCAGAUGAUGAAUGCUGCCCAAAACGGCAAUCCCCAAAUGUACCGCAGACAGCAGCUGCUCCGGUUGCAGCAGAUGCAGCAGCAGCAGGCGCAGCAGCAGGCGCAGCAGCAGGCGCAGCAGGGAGGCAUGCCUCAGGGCCACAGUCAGUUCCCCCAGCAGCAGCCGGGGCCAGCAACCUACUCCCAACUCCGUAUGCAGCAGCAAAUGGCUAUGCAAGGAGGCGCGGGGCCCAUGGGACAGCUCCCUCCCACGUCUCAAAUGGGUCAGCCUGGCAUGGGCAUGGAGGUCCCGCAGAACAUCCUCCAGCAGCGCCUGCUUCAGCAGCAGCAGCAGCAGCAGCAGAUGCUAAAGCAGCAGAUGGGCUCUCCAACACAGGCAAACUCGAUGAGUCCACAAUCUCACAUGCUCCAAGGCCAGGCCCAGGGAGGAGCUCACUUACCUGGACAGACAAUGGCAAACACCCUGGGAAACCAAGUUCGUUCCCCAGCCCCAGUGCAAUCGCCCCGUCCGCCUUCGCAGCAGCCCCCGCAUUCCAGUCCCUCCCCGCGGAUACAGCCCCAGCCCUCACCUCAGCACGGCGCCCUACACUCCAGCUCUCCCCACCCCAGCCUUGGAGGCCCGAUGUCGGGGUCCAUGGACCAGGGACACAUGGGUACACCUGAGCAGAGUGCCAUGCUCCCACAACUUAACACGCCAAACAGAGGAGGGUUGAGUAAUGACAUGGGUAUGGACACAGGAGUGGGGAUGAACCAAGAGGAGCUGGUGGCCAACCUGGGUACCAUCGCCCGCUCAGGGUCAAAGGCCUUUUUGGAUGCCCUGACCAACCAGGCGGAGGCCAGCAGCACCAUCAUUGGUCAGUUCGGGGUGGGCUUCUACUCCGCCUUCAUGGUGGCUGACUCGGUGGAGGUCUACUCCCGGUCCGCUGAGCCCGACGCACCCGGAUACAAGUGGUCCUCUGACGGCUCUGGAGUUUUUGAGGUCGCUGAAGCCACCGGUGUUCAACAGGGAACAAAGAUCGUGCUGCACUUCAAAGACGACUGCAAAGAGUUUUCCGCUGAGGACAGAGUCAAAGAGGUUGUAACAAAGUACAGCAACUUUGUCAGCUUCCCCAUCUUCCUGAACGGGCGGAGGCUCAACACUCUGCAGGCCUUGUGGAUGAUGGAGCCUAAAGAGAUCAGUGACUGGCAGCACGAGGAGUUUUACCGUUACGUGGCCCAGGCCUACGAUAAGCCCCGCUACACGCUGCAUUACCGCGCCGACGCACCCGUCAACAUCCGGAGCAUCUUCUAUGUUCCUGACGCGAAGCCGAGCAUGUUUGAUGUGAGCAGGGAGAUGGGCUCCAGCGUGGCUCUGUUCAGCCGGAAGGUUCUGAUCCAGACCAAAGCAACCGACAUCCUGCCCAAGUGGCUGCGCUUCCUCCGAGGUGUGGUGGACAGUGAGGACAUCCCACUGAAUCUGAGCAGAGAGCUGCUGCAGGAGAGCGCCCUCAUCAGGAAGCUGCGUGACGUUCUGCAGCAGCGUGUGAUCCGCUUCCUGCUAGACCAGGGCAAGAAGGAGCCGGAGAAAUACAAGAAGUUCUUUGAGGAGUACGGCCUCUUCAUGAGGGAGGGCAUCGUCACCACGCAGGAACAAGACGUCAAGGAGGACAUUGCGAAGCUGUUGAGAUACGAGUCCUCUGCUCUGCCUGCCGGCGAGCAGACCAACCUGAUGGAGUACUCCUCCCGCAUGAAGGCCGGCGACCGCAACAUCUACUACCUGUGUGCCCCCAACCGCCAUCUGGCAGAGCACUCCCCGUACUACGAGGCCAUGAAACAGAAAGACAUGGAGGUGCUGUUCUGCUACGAGCAGUUUGACGAGCUGACCCUGCUCCACCUGCGGGAUUUCGACAAGAAGAAGGUGAUCUCCGUGGAGACGGACAUUGUGGUGGAUCACUACAAAGAGGAGAAGUUUGAAGACGUGAAGCCAGCCUCUGAGCGCCUGACCCAGGAUCAGUCCGAAGACCUCAUCUCCUGGAUGAAGAACGCUUUGGGCCCCCGAGUCACCAACAUAAAGCUGACCCCCCGGCUGGACACCCACCCAGCGAUGAUCACGGUGCUGGAGAUGGGGGCUGCUCGCCACUUCCUCCGCACCCAGCAGCUGGCUCGCACCCCUGAGGAGAGAGCGCAGAUUCUGCAGCCCACACUGGAGAUCAAUGCAGGACAUGAUUUGAUCAAGAAGCUGCAGGCACUGAAGGAGAGCAACUCUGAGCUGGCUGGACUGCUCCUGGAACAGAUCUAUGACAAUGCUAUGAUCACAGCCGGCCUGAACGACGACCCCCGACCGAUGAUUUCUCGCCUUAACGACCUGCUGACUAAAGCUCUGGAGAAGCACUGAGAGACAGACACUACAGUGCAGACUGACUGGGUGUUAAGCCUCUGAAGGGCGUACAAAGCUGGAUGACUGCAGAAGAGAACCAACAGGACUGUGUUCGUCUGGAGCCUUAAAACCACAUCUCUCUAGACUACUUAAUUGAACCCUUAUGGAGAGCACACAAAGGCUUUAAAGAGCAGCUGUUGUGAAGAUGAACUGAAGGAAGCUUCUCUGUAAAUCCCUGUGUGCAGCACUGUUUCAUCAGGAGAAUGGAGGCAACUCUCAUUUCUAGAUUCUCAUUUCAAAAUCCUUGUGAAAUACCAUGUGUAAAAAAUAAAGUGUGCAUUAAAGCUUUGAAGUGGUAGGAGACUAUUCAUGGCUUCAUUACAAAUGCAAGACAUUAUUAUUGCUAAGUGGAGCAGAUCAUGUUAAACUUAGCUUUCUUUUUUAUAAACCCUCAUUGUUUGUUGUCCUUUUUCUGUUAAUGUUAUGUUCGCUUUGUGGUUUAUAAAAUGUUAAAUACCUGAAUGUGGCAAUAUUUAAUGUAAUUAAAUAUUUUUGAACUGGGUCAAACUAGAGUGUUUGUUGAUGGUGUGUGAGCUGCAGAUGUGACUUGUCAGGUCAAACAUUGAUUCUCAACAGGUUUCAUUGAUAUUAAGGUAUCAUUAAAUCUAAUAAAAAAAGAUUUACCCUGAG
This is a messenger RNA of Notothenia coriiceps (black rockcod), 4911 nucleotides long. The record is from RefSeq and is a predicted model, not a curated record. Lineage: Eukaryota; Metazoa; Chordata; Actinopteri; Perciformes; Nototheniidae.